AUAUAAAAUAUCACAGGGGGGAGAGGGAUAAAAUAUAAAAUAUCACAGGGGGAGAGGGAUAAAAUAUCACAGAAGUAGAGAGGGAUAAAAUAUAAAAUAUCACAGAAGUAGAGAGGGAUAAAAUAUAAAAUAUCACAGGAUAAAAUAUAAAAUAUCACCGGGGGGGGGAGAGGGAUAAAAUAUAAAAUAUCACAGGGGAGAGGGAUAAAAUAUCACAGAAGUAGAGAGGGAUAAAAUAUAAAAUAUCACAGGAUAAAAUAUAAAAUAUCACAGAAGUAGAGAGGGAUAAAAUAUAAAAUAUCACAGGAUAAAAUAUAAAAUAUCACCGGGGGGGGAGAGGGAUAAAAUAUAAAAUAUCAGAGGGGAGAGGGAUAAAAUAUCACAGAAGUAGAGAGGGAUAAAAUAUAAAAUAUCACAGAAGUAGAGAGGGAUAAAAUAUAAAAUAUCACAGAAGCAGGGAGGGAUAAAAUAUAAAAUAUCACAGGAUAAAAUGUAAAAUAUCACAGAAGCAGAGAGGGAUAAAAUAUAAAAUAUCACAGGAUAAAAUAUCACAGAAGCAGGGAGGGAUAAAAUAUAAAAUAUCACAGGGGAAAGGGAUAAAAUAUCACAGGGGAGAGGGAUAACAUAUAAAAUAUCACAGGGGAGAGGGAUAAAAUAUCAGAAAAAGGGGAGAGAUAAAAUAUAAAAUAUCGCAGAGGGGGGAGAGAUAAAAUAUAUCUGACAGAGAGAAAUAAAAUACCGGAGACGGAGAAUAUCAGAGAGAGAGUGACAGGAGGAUAAACUGGGAGAAAUAAAAUAUAACUAUCAGAGAAAGAGGGAUAAAAUAUAAAAAUCACAAGGGCAGGGGAGAGAUAAAAUAUAAAUAUCGGAGAGAGAAAAUAUCAGAGGCGAUAAAAUAUAGAGGGAGAAGGGGAUAAAACAUAUUUGGGGAAGUGAGGGAUACAAGUAAUAUUGGGGAGAGUGAGAGGAUUAAAACUAAUCAGAAAGGGGGGAGAGGAAUAAAAAUAAAUUGAGGGAGACAUAAAUCUAAUCAGAGAGAAGAAGGGAGUGGAAAAAGAGGUAGAAAGAAUAAAACUAAAUUCAGUGAGAGCUGCAAAAUUAAUGCCAGAAAAGAGGGGAAUAAAAUUAAUAUCCGACAGAGGAAUCAAACUCAUCAGAGAUAGCUAGAUGGAGAGAGGGAGAGAUUAGAGAAAAAUAAAAAUUCAAAAUUAGAGAGGAAAUAAAGAUCAAAUUAAAGAUAAUGGGGGAGGAGGAAUAAAAUCAACAUCAGAGAGAGACGAGGGAGGGACAAAGAGAGACAAUUAGAGACAGUCCGAUAGGAAAAGAGACUGUUAAAGAGAAAGUUGGACAGGAGGAGGAGGAUAAGGAGCAACUCUGUUAAAGAGACAGCCCAACAGGAGGAGAGAAUCUGUGAGAGAGAUAUUCUGACAGGAGCAAAGACUCUGUUAAAGAGGCAGUCUGACAGGAGGAGAAGGAGAUACUCUACUAAAGACACAAUCCAACAGGAGGAGAAGAGGAGACUUUGCUGAAGAGAAGGAGGAGGACAGAUUCCUUUAAAGAGACAUCCGAUAAGAGGAGAAACUCUUAAAAGGACAUUCCGAUCGGAGGAGGAGGGAAUCUGCUAAAGAGGCAGUCUGACAGGAGGAGAGAAUCCGAGAGAGAGAUAUUCUGACAGGAGGAAAGACUGUGUUAAAGAGAGAGCCUGGCAGCAGAAGGACAGACUCUGUUGAAGAGGCAGUCUGACAGGAGGAGAAGGAGAGACUCUAAAAGACAGAACUCAAACAGAGGGUCCAGUUGAAGCAGGCAGCAGCUCUGGACAAUUGUCUGUGUGCCAACUCCACCGUAACUCUGUGCGCAUUCCGACCUUUCGAACAUUCUAACUGUUUGAUGCUGGGGCUUUAAGUUGGGCAGGCCGACCUUCCCUGCUCAACGGUCUUUGCUCAGAACUCCGGAGCAGAACAGGUCUGCCCUGUUGCCGUGGCCCCAGAAUGACUGAUCUGAACCGGCAGCUGCAGGAGUACCUGUCACAGUCACGAGGCAAUCGCAACGGGAAUGGGGCUGACAGCGAGCCCCUCUUACCUCUGGAAGCCGACUCGCCUGAACCCAGUCGCCCCGCCAAUGGCUGGAUGAGCCGGAUGAACCCGUUCUCUUCUGGGCAGAGUGGCAAGCCAGCGCCGAGCCAGGACUCCAGCCCAUCGUCAGGUGGGUUCUGGUCAACGGAACCGGACCCGUGCCUGCCUGCCCUGUCCCGGCGCCAGCGGCUGACCGGUUUCGGCCUCUGCCUGGCCAUGGGGCUGCUGUGCUUCGGCCUGUCAGCCCUCUACGCUCCCUUCAUGUUGCUGAGGGCCCGGAAGUUCGCCCUGCUCUUCACCCUGGGCAGCGUCUUCCUGCUGACGGGCCUGGCCCUGCUGCGUGGGCCCUACAACCAGCUCCGCCUGCUGCUCUCCCGCCAGCACCUGCCGUUCACAGCCGCCUACCUGGGCUCCCUCUUCGCCACCUUGUACAGCGCCCUGGCACUGCGGAGCACUGCCCUGACUGCCGUCGCUGCCGCCUUUCAGCUCCUCACCCUCGCCGGCUACCUGCUCAGUUCCAUCCCGGGGGGCCCAGCGGGUCUCCGUUUUGUCGGUGGCUUCUUAACCUCGGCGUUCAAGCGCACAGUCAGCAAGAGCCUCCCAGUGUGAGGGACCGGAAAGCCGCUGUGUGUUGGGGGAGGGGGAGCAAACUGUCUGGUGGGAAGUAUACCAAUUCCUACUGGCAGAUGUCAACUGUGACCCCAGUGGGCAGCAGUCUCUCUUUCUUCCACUCCUCUCUCUAUCUUUUCCUGCUCUCUUCUGUCUCCCUCUCACCUCCAAGUCAAAAUUCACUGGUUUGAGUCCUGUUGCAGAGAUCUGAGCACAGUAUCCUGGGUCAGUGCUCCCGGUGUAGCCCUGCACUGUUAAGAGGUGAACUAUUUUGAUAUUAAACCAGGGAUUCCACUACCUGUGCUCUGCGACAGAUGUAAAAGUUCUUGUGAUGGCUAGUAAUUUUAAGUUGUUGUGCCCUGGCCAAUAAUUGUCCCGCUGUUGCCAUUAUGGAAAGCUAAACCGAUCUGAUCAUUGUCACAUUCCUGUUUUUUGGGACCCCACAAGGCAUAAAUCGGCACUGUCGCGUCCCUUGUGGUACAACAGUGACUGCACUUCAGAUGUACUUCACUCACCAAGUGCUCUGAGAUAUCGGGUGACUCUGAAAGCUGGUCUAUAGGCACGAGUCUGUCUUCCUUUAGCUGUGAGUGGGAAAGAUGGCUGCCAGUCAGGAGUGGACUGUGACACCCCUGUUCACAGCCUCGUGCUAUCACUUAGCAGCAAAACCGAAAAUCUCCACAAGCAGUCGACUGAGUCUUAACCAUAUGGCAAUGCCCUCCCCUUCUCUGAAAACAGCCCACUUUGGAAUGAAGCUUGGAACUAAAGAUGUAACUGACUGUUUCUUUGCUCCUGGAGCUGUUAGGACUUUGAGUACAAUGUGAACAAGGACUCUUGGUAGGUUUCUGUCUGUUAAUUCAUUCCCACCCACCCCACAAACUCCCAUUCAGUGUACCCAAACAAUUCCAAACAGGCACCAAUUACACUGUGAAGGGUGUAAAUGAAAUAUAAACUCUAUUUCCAGUACAGUUGUAAUAAACUAUGUUCUUCCAAAACAGGAUUGACUCUGGAGACAGCAUUAGGGUUUCAGGGUUAAAUACUAGGAGGUACAGGUCUGUCAGUUUAUUACACUGUACAGUGCCAAUGGCUACAGUGCUAAUAGGUACAGAUCUGUCACUAACACUGUACAGUGCUAAUGGGUAUGGGUUUCACAGUCCCAUCACCGGGACACUGCUAAUUGAUAAAGAUUUUGUCUCUAAUGCUGGUUCUGUCACCAAGUUAAAAGGGGAUGAAUGAUAAGCAUUAAACAGCCGUUAUAUCACGUGCCUUUGGAGAAUGUGUUGUUUAAUAAUGACUAUUAAAUCGUUGUAACACA
Messenger RNA from Hemiscyllium ocellatum (epaulette shark), 3993 nucleotides. RefSeq names its product SFT2 domain containing 3 (gene sft2d3). Gene Ontology annotation, biological process: vesicle-mediated transport. The record is from RefSeq and is a predicted model, not a curated record. The transcript has a single exon. The coding region runs from base 1989 to 2681 and encodes 230 amino acids. Gene Ontology annotation, cellular component: membrane. NCBI's taxonomy places the organism in Eukaryota, Metazoa, Chordata, Chondrichthyes, Orectolobiformes, Hemiscylliidae.